CUGAUCCAAAGUGAUGUCGGAUCCGGAAUCGAUGGAUGUCUCUGAUACUUGCAUUGGAAGUUCCCAGUUCAAGACAUCAUUGGAGAGGAUCCGCACCGUUUGACUUGGUAUCGACAACGACCAAAUUGUCGUGCACUUGAUCGGACGGUCCUGAUCGAAAGCGACGGUCGGGUCCCGAAUUGUUGUUGGACGUCUCUGAUACUGGCAUUGGAAGUUCCCAGUUACAGACAUCGUUGGAGAGGACGGCAUCGGUCAACUCGCUUCAUCUCUGAUUGCUGCGCUUGUUAUGCAAUUGAUCUUACGGUCCUGAUCCCAAGGGAUGGUCGGCUCUGAUACGCGUACUGGAAGUUCCUAGUUGCAGACAUCAUUGGAGAGGAUUCGCACCGUUUGACUGGGUAGCUCGACAACUCCAGCCAACCUUCGCCGUAUACCUCGGGGACCGCCGCUACCCCCGAGAUGGAUACCUUAUUCCGGACGCCGAAUCCUCUCACCCGCAGCGAUCGCGUUCGCUCGUCGAGGGAUCGAGGAUGGAUAUGGUAUCCGGGCGGAUACCCACCACGGGACGCGAUAUUCCACCGUUCCCCCCGGGGCGCCGCUCCCUGCUGAACCAGUCCACGUCCAGAGAAGCAUCGACGAAAUUUCUCUGCUCUUUAAAUUAUGGCAACUACUCCAAUACUAUAAUGCUUGGUGGCAGUUAAUCGCCUUCUCAAUGACGCCAAGAAAGUAAACCUCCCAGCGAGUGGAGGACGACUUCUUCUCGAUCGCAGACCAGGAGGAGGUACGCUAUGGCUUUCCUUCUCGAUUUGGCUUAGAGUUCGGUUCCUUCUUGUCAUGCGUUGGAUUUCGGUUUGAUCUCCCCUUUCUUGUUUUCUUGGAUGGGUUCGGCUGUCAAAUUGUUUUCUUUGGAUGGGUUUGCCUAUUAAGUUGUUUUCUUGGAUCGUAUGUGGAUCAACAGAGGAGGAUUUAGAGCCGACUCGGUAGAUUUCUUUCCCCAUGUGGACUUCUUUGGAGCCGGAGUUUCUUGAUCGUUCUGGUUUAAGAUUUGUUUUGUCGUUAAUUCUGUUUGUAACAUGGGAUUUAAAGCUCUAAAUUUUCUCUACCUUUGUGGAGUCAUGUUUGUCGCUGGAGGUCGAUUUCCUUCUCGAGAUCUUCCCGUGGACCUUUCUGAGUUGAAUAUGCGUGAGAACAGCCUGUAGUUCUUGUUCUUGCUGCUUUCCACUACUUCUUGAAAAAGGCUGGCGAUUAGUUUAGUCUGUGCAAUAGAUGCUGGUGUUCGUGAUCAUGAAAUUCAGUUCUCUUUAGUAGGCACUGCACUACAAUUAAGCUGAAGCUAUGAAUCAUCGGGAGGAUAAAUUUGUGAGGUUUCAUGACUGGAGUUCAGAGCAAUCCCUGGAUUCAGAAAGGGCUUUUUUAGGCAGAAAACAGAGAAGUCUUAGUUCAGUAAAAAGGAUUUUUCAAGGAGGAUUUGAUUGGGUUAGAAGCAUUUUUAAGUUUCAGUCUUCUACAAAUUCAUCUGCGGGGGUACCAAAGUCUAAAAAGAAAAUUCUAGAUCCUCAAGGACCGUUUCUUCAAAGGUGGAACAAAAUAUUUGUCAUAUCCUGCAUAGUUGCUGUGUCUGUGGACCCCUUGUUCUUCUACAUUCCAGUUAUUGAUGGUGACAAUAAUUGUCUUUAUUUGGAUAAAAAACUAGAAAUUGCUGCAAGUGUACUGCGGUUUUUCACAGAUAUCUUCUACUUGGUCCAUAUUGUUUUUCAAUUUCGAACUGGGUUCAUCGCUCCUUCAUCUAGGGUAUUUGGAAGGGGAGUUUUGGUCAAAGAUUUGUCAGCAAUAGCCAAGCGAUAUUUAUCAUCAUAUUUCCUAAUUGACAUUCUUGCUGUUUUUCCACUUCCACAGAUUAUGAUAUUGCUCAUAAUACCCAAACUUGAAGGUUCAGCACUCCUGAAUGCAAAGAAUGCACUGAUGUUUGCUGUUAUAUUCCAAUACGUGCCAAGAGUUCUUAGGAUCAUACCAUUGUAUCUUGAAGUUACAAGAUCUGCUGGUAUAAUUGCUGAAACAGCAUGGGUUGGAGCUGCUUUUAACCUUUUACUUUACAUGCUUGCAAGUCAUAUACUGGGAGCAUUUUGGUAUUUUCUUUCUAUAGAACGUGAAGGCACUUGUUGGGGAAAAGCUUGUGCCCAACAUGAUUGCAAAAUUGACUCUUUAAUCUGUGGACAGCAAAACAACCAGAAUAAUGGUUUCCUGGGAGGUGAUUGCCCUAUAAGUCCCAAAAAUGGGACUAUCUUUGACUUCGGAAUAUAUCUACAAGCUCUGCAAAAUGUUGUUCGAUCAGAAAAGUUCUUGGAGAAGUUUUUUUAUUGCUUUUGGUGGGGGCUUCAAAAUCUAAGUUCUCUUGGACAAAACCUUAAAACAAGCACUUACAUUUGGGAGAAUAUUUUUGCUGUUUGUGUUUCCAUCUUUGGCUUAGUUCUGUUUGCGCUUCUCAUUGGCAAUAUGCAGACAUAUCUACAAUCAACUACUGUCAGAAUAGAAGAAAUGAGAGUAAAAAGGAGAGAUGCAGAGCAGUGGAUGUCUCACCGAUCCCUUCCUGAGAGCCUAAAGGAGAGAAUACGCCGUUAUGAGCAGUAUAGGUGGCAAGAAACAAGAGGAGUAGAUGAAGAGCAUCUUCUUCAUAACCUUCCUAAAGACCUUCGAAGGGAUAUAAAGCACCAUCUCUGCUUAUCACUCCUCAAGCGGGUUCCGAUGUUUGAGAAGAUGGAUGAUCAACUCAUCGAUGCCAUGUCUGAUCGUUUGAAACCAGUUUUAUACACUAAAUGCAGCUGCAUCGUUCGUGAAGGAGACCCAGUAAAUGAAAUGCUCUUUAUUAUGCGAGGAAAGCUAGAGAGCAUGACCACUAAUGGUGGAAGAACUGGAUUUUUCAAUUCAGACAUUCUGAAGGCUGGAGAUUUCUGCGGGGAAGAGCUUCUGACCUGGGCUCUAGACCCUUACUCAUCAUCCAGCCUCCCUAUCUCGACAAGGACAGUUAAGACACUAUCUGAAGUCGAAGCUUUUGCUCUGAUGGCUGAUGAUCUGAAGUUUGUUGCUACACAAUUCAGAAGGCUGCAUAGCAAACAACUGCAGCAUUCAUUUAGAUACCAUUCGCAGCAAUGGAGGACAUGGGCUGCUUGUUUUAUACAGGCAGCUUGGCGUAGAUACUCGAGAAAGAAGCUUGAAGACUCUUUGCAUGAAAAGGAGAAAAGGUUGCAGGCUGCAAUGGUCAGCGGCGGUGCUAGUUCACCGAGCCUUGGCGCCGCGCUGUACGCUUCGAGGUUUGCAGCGAAUGUGCUGCGCAACUUGCGCCGACACAAGAGCAGGAAGGCCCCUCCUUUGAUGCUAUUGCAGAAGCCAGCAGAGCCUGAUUUUUCUGCUGAAUAAGCAUUGGUGCAUAGCCUCCCGCCGAAUUGUUCUUCUUGCUCCUAGUUACUACCGUACUCGUGCCUUUCCAAAAUUUUUUUUU
Messenger RNA from Musa acuminata AAA Group (dessert banana), 3493 nucleotides. Its product is annotated as cyclic nucleotide-gated ion channel 1-like. Gene Ontology annotation, biological process: potassium ion transport; transmembrane transport. The transcript is spliced from 8 exons. The record is from RefSeq and is a predicted model, not a curated record. Bases 1333 to 3411 code for a protein of 692 amino acids. NCBI's taxonomy places the organism in Eukaryota, Viridiplantae, Streptophyta, Magnoliopsida, Zingiberales, Musaceae. Gene Ontology annotation, cellular component: membrane. Gene Ontology annotation, molecular function: voltage-gated potassium channel activity.